GGCGUCUGCUCGAGAGAGGUUCUGAGGUCCCUGAGACUGGAGGUCCCACGCAGGCCUCACGUCACUCACUGACCCUGGUUCGUCGUCCGAGUCACCAUGCCAUCUUUCGCCGCGAGUGAGAGUCAAUACCCGACCGCGACGACAAAUCCCCCCCAUCCGUUCGAUCAGCAGCAUCGCAAAUCCCACGACAAGGCCCCCGUCGGGAAUACCUUCCUGUACACCCCCAAUGGUGAUUCGGGCCACUUCGACCCCAAUCAAUCCGAUCCCCAUCCGAUUUUCAGCAAUCUGAAGAAUGGCAGCGCAUAUUCGCUGAACGGUCCCCGAUCCAGUAUCGGGUCCCAUAAUCGCGACCUGCUCCAGUCGAAGGAUAGCAGUACGCACUCCUUGGCGGGUGGUGCGGUGCGCGAGAGCAAGGAGACGAGAAGGGGGUCAACAACGCUGGAUGGACAGACCACGAGGAGAUCGACGGACAUGCCGAAUGGCACCGCUUCAACGUCAAAACAGCUGCCAGCCACGCCGCAGGUGAAUGGAGAAUCGUCCAGUUAUCGAUCGGCCGGUUCCAAACCGACUGCUAAUGGCGACUACUACCACCGAUAUUCUGAGGAGAUCGACCCCAAGAGUACGGCCAUCCCCGUGUCGACUUCUGCCCCGGACCCUGGGCGCUCAUCAUUUGAGCCUGACAGACUGGCCCCGGGAAGUCGAGCGGGAACGGCCCAUCGAUAUUCGUCACCGCCGGCACCGUCGCUCUCAGACAAUAGCCAAGCAGCCCCGAAUCAAGGGCUCGCAUAUCGACAUACCCUUCAGGUUCCCCGAACGAGUACUGGCCGCAGGAACAGCAGGGAAGUGUCUGAGGACACGGCUACCACCAGCGGUCGCUUUUCUCCCACGGCAGGUAUGCGAAGGACGUCGAUGAGCCUGGCCAGGCGGACGACGAGAUCACUCCAGUCGGAUCUCCCCGCCGAGGAAGUGCCCCCAGACGAGGAUGCUGCGCGAUGGGCGGAAGCUAUCAAGCAGAAGAGAGCGAAGAAGAAGCGUCGCGAGGAGGAAGAUGACGAUCGGGUGAUUGUGGGCACGAAAGUGGACCAGAACCAUGUGAACUGGGUGACUGCGUACAACAUGUUGACGGGAAUCCGGUUCACCGUGUCGCGGAUAAAUGCAAAGAUGGACCGGGAGUUGACAGAUGCGGAUUUUGAAGCGAAGCAGAAGUUUUCCUUCGAUAUAACUGGCAACGAGUUGACACCGUCUGCCAAAUACGAUUUCAAAUUCAAAGACUAUGCACCUUGGGUGUUUAGGCGGCUACGAGCUCAGUUCAAGCUCGACCCUGCUGACUAUCUCAUGUCCCUCACGAGUAAAUACAUUCUUUCGGAAUUGGGUUCCCCCGGCAAGAGUGGGAGCUUCUUCUACUUCUCCAGAGACUACAAGUACAUCAUCAAGACGAUACACCACUCCGAGCACAAGUUGCUACGGAGAAUCCUCCGCGACUAUUACCACCACAUCAUGAACAACCCUAAUACCUUAAUCUCUCAGUUCUACGGCUUGCAUCGGGUCAAGAUGGCCUACGGUCGAAAGAUCCAUUUCGUCGUCAUGAACAACCUCUUCCCGCCACAUCGAGAUAUCCAUCAGAUGUACGAUUUGAAGGGCUCGACCAUCGGUCGUGAUUUGCGCGAGGAGGAUCUGGAGAAGAAUCCGAGGGCGACAAUGAAGGACCUCAACUGGCUCCGGAGAAAUCGACAUCUUGAGUGCGGCCCGAUGAAGAAGGAAAUCUUCAUCGCCCAGUUGAAGAGAGAUGUGCGCUUACUACAGAGACUCAAGAUCAUGGAUUACUCGCUAUUAGUGGGGAUUCAUGACCUGCAGAAGGGGAACGAGGAGAAACUCCGUGAUAAGACAUUACAGGUUUUCCAACCUGGCGGCGACCGCGAUGAUGAUGAGAGCCAUAGCAUGUUGACGCGGACACCAUCCAAGCUCGAGAGCGCGCGAAAAGCUCGAGAGCUGAGGAUGACACUCCAGCGGGAACGACCUGUACCGUUAGAACAGACUGCAGCGCGGAUGCCGGAUGAGAUUCUCGACGAGAGGAAGAAUCUCGUUUUCUACUCCGACGACGGUGGUUUCAGAGCCACCCACGAGAAUGGCCAGCCGGGGGAUGAGAUCUAUUAUCUUGGAAUUAUAGACUGUCUGACUCACUACGGGAUGGUGAAGAAGGCAGAGAAUUUCUGGAAAGGUCUCUCGCAUAACAGGACGCAAAUAUCGCCCGUUCCACCGGAGAGUUAUGGAGAGCGUUUCAUCAACUUCAUCACGGGCAUUACCAUGUCCAAGGAAGAAGCGGAACGGCAAAGCGUGGCUCGCGCAUCGGGCGAACCUAACGUGGAUCCAGCACGAGGCCAAGGCUUCCAUGAGCCGGCCGUUGAAAGGACGAUGCGAGCAGCGGAGAAACAGGCGGUUAAAGAUGGGCCAGAGCCGCAAACACGAACUCUGACCACCAUGCGAGAUCCCACGGACGCAUCGAGUACCGGCGGGCCAUCGACGUUGCCCGUUGUCCAGGAAGACGGCGAAGCGGGCGCCGGCCAGCAUGAGCAUGAGCGCAGCCAAGUGGAUGUUCCCCCGCCCGUGCCAGAAAAAGAUGGGCAAGGCCAAGCAAAUGGCUUCCUACCGCGUGGACGGCGAGGCACUUUGACUGAAAAGGGCGACGGGGCUGACUAUGCCAAUGGUCGACUCCAAGCGGAACGAUGAGUUCCCUCAUAAUGACCUGUUUGACUCGAUCAUUUCGCGCC
Paecilomyces variotii is the source of this 2768-nucleotide messenger RNA. RefSeq names its product phosphatidylinositol-4-phosphate 5-kinase its3. The coding region runs from base 97 to 2727 and encodes 876 amino acids. The record is from RefSeq and is a predicted model, not a curated record. NCBI's taxonomy places the organism in Eukaryota, Fungi, Ascomycota, Eurotiomycetes, Eurotiales, Thermoascaceae. Gene Ontology annotation, molecular function: phosphatidylinositol kinase activity. Gene Ontology annotation, biological process: phosphatidylinositol metabolic process. The transcript is spliced from 3 exons.